This is a messenger RNA of Paramecium tetraurelia, 603 nucleotides long. RefSeq lists its product as uncharacterized. The transcript is spliced from 2 exons. NCBI's taxonomy places the organism in Eukaryota, Ciliophora, Oligohymenophorea, Peniculida, Parameciidae. The record is from RefSeq and is a predicted model, not a curated record.
AUGAAUUAAAAUACACUAAUGCCAAUAUUGUAUUUAGGAAUGAUUAGUUUUGAAUAACAACUGUUUAGUUUAUAUUUUGACUAUUCGAAAACAGGGAAACAAAUAAAUGAGUAAAUAAAAAAUGAAAUGAGAAUCAUAGGAAAUAAGGAGAUCAAUAUGUUAAAUUCUGAAAUAGAUGCAAGAGAUAUCAAAUAAAAUGUUUAAUUCAAAACACUAUAUAAUAUCAGAUUGCAAGAGUUCAAACAUUCAUGUACAGUUCCAAAUGUGUAUUAUUUGUAUCCAUUUGCAUUACCAUUUUCUUUUAUAUUUCCUAGAAUGGCUACCAUUUGUUUUGGAUUGGGUUUUGGAUUAUAGAGUUUCUUAUUUUUUAAUGACAUCAUAAAGUUUAAGUUGCAAUCUUCCAAUUUGAGAUCAAAUCGAAAAGUCAAGGAAUUGAUGGAUGGAAGUGUGACUUUAUUAAUGGUCUCCUUAGGUUUAAUUUGUGGCAGUGUUAUUACAAAGAGAGGGUUUUCAAAUUUGAUUAGGAUAUUGAAGGAAGAAUAAGCUCUUUCAAAAGAAUUGGCUUUGGCAAAAUAGAAUGCUGGAAACCAUAUUAAAUAAUGA